GACCCCGGCGUGAGAGGGGCCGUGCGGUCGGACGUCCUCGGGGUAGGCCCCCUGUCGGUGGCCGAAGACCUGGGGCUCAGUCCCCUCGGUCCCGAAUUUCCGGGCCUGACCCCACGCUUCUCAAAUAUCCGGGUCUCAGCCCCUGAGAUUCCAGAUAUCCGGGACUCGGGUCCCAACCUCUCUAAACCUGGGGCUCUGUUUCACAGGAUUUCAGAUAUCUGGGGUUCAGGACCCUGUGUGCACUAGUAUCCGGGGUUCAUUCCCCACGAGUUCAAAUAUCAGAUUCGGCCUCCCCCAGUUCAAAUAUCUGGAGUUCAGACCCCACAGUCAGAAAUCCGGGAUUCAGCAACUGUCGCCCUCGAGGAGGAGGAGGACUGGACCGCGAGGUCAGAUCAGGUUGUCACCCCCUCUCCUCCAGGGGAGGCUUCCCGGGCCCGCCCCUCAGGAAGGGCGAAAGCCGAGGAAGAGGUGGCAAGGGGAAAGGUCUCCUUGCCCCUCUCCCUGCUUGGCAGAGCCGCUGGAGGACCCCAGGAGGAGGCGGAGGCGCUGGGGCACCAUAGUGACCCCUACCAGGUCAAACCCCACUCUCAGGGCCCCCAGGGGCCACCAUGCCAGCUGGGGGCCGGGCCGGGAGCCUGAAGGACCCUGAUGUGGCUGAGCUCUUCUUCAAGGAUGACCCGGAAAAGCUCUUCUCUGACCUCCGGGAAAUUGGCCAUGGCAGCUUUGGAGCUGUGUACUUUGCCCGGGAUGUCCGGAAUAGUGAGGUGGUGGCCAUCAAGAAGAUGUCCUACAGUGGGAAGCAGUCAAAUGAGAAAUGGCAGGACAUCAUCAAGGAGGUGCGGUUCCUACAGAAGCUCCGGCAUCCCAAUACCAUUCAGUACCGGGGCUGUUACCUGAGGGAGCACACGGCUUGGCUGGUGAUGGAGUAUUGCCUGGGCUCAGCUUCUGACCUUCUAGAAGUGCACAAGAAGCCCCUUCAGGAGGUGGAGAUUGCAGCUGUGACCCACGGGGCCCUUCAGGGCCUGGCUUAUCUGCACUCCCACAACAUGAUCCAUAGGGAUGUGAAGGCUGGAAACAUCCUGCUGUCAGAGCCAGGCUUGGUGAAACUGGGGGACUUCGGCUCUGCAUCCAUCAUGGCACCUGCCAACUCCUUCGUGGGCACCCCGUACUGGAUGGCUCCAGAAGUGAUCCUGGCAAUGGAUGAGGGGCAGUACGAUGGCAAGGUGGAUGUCUGGUCCUUGGGCAUAACCUGCAUCGAGCUGGCGGAACGGAAACCACCGCUGUUUAACAUGAAUGCGAUGAGUGCCUUAUACCACAUUGCACAGAACGAGUCCCCCGUGCUCCAGUCAGGACACUGGUCUGAGUACUUCCGGAAUUUUGUCGACUCCUGCCUUCAGAAAAUCCCUCAAGACAGACCAACCUCAGAGGUUCUUCUGAAGCACCGCUUUGUGCUCCGGGAGCGGCCACCCACAGUCAUCAUGGACUUAAUCCAGAGGACCAAGGAUGCUGUUCGGGAGCUGGACAACCUGCAGUACCGCAAAAUGAAGAAGAUACUGUUCCAAGAGGCGCCCAACGGUCCUGGCGCUGAGGCCCCAGAGGAGGAGGAGGAGGCAGAGCCCUACAUGCACCGGGCCGGGACGCUGACCAGUCUAGAGAGUAGCCAUUCAGUGCCCAGCAUGUCCAUCAGCGCCUCCAGCCAGAGCAGCUCAGUCAACAGCCUAGCAGAUGCCUCUGACAAUGAAGAGGAGGAAGAGGAGGAGGAGGAGGAGGAGGAGGAGGAAGAAGGCCCUGAAGCCCGGGAGAUGGCCAUGAUGCAGGAGGGCGAGCACACAGUCACCUCCCACAGCUCCAUCAUCCACCGGCUGCCGGGCUCUGACAACCUCUAUGAUGACCCCUACCAGCCAGAGAUGACCCCAGGCCCUCUCCAGCCACCUGCAGCCCCAGCUCCCACAUCCACCACCUCUUCUGCCCGCCGACGGGCCUACUGCCGCAACCGGGACCAUUUUGCCACCAUCCGUACUGCCUCCCUGGUCAGCCGUCAGAUCCAGGAGCAUGAGCAGGACUCAGCCCUGCGGGAGCAGCUGAGUGGCUAUAAGCGGAUGCGACGACAGCACCAGAAACAGCUGCUGGCGUUGGAGUCGAGGUUGAGGGGUGAGCGUGAGGAGCACAGUGCACGGCUGCAGCGGGAGCUCGAGGCGCAGCGGGCUGGCUUUGGGGCUGAGGCCGAAAAGCUGUCAAGGCGGCACCAGGCUAUCGGUGAGAAGGAGGCACGAGCUGCCCAGGCUGAGGAGCGUAAGUUCCAGCAGCACAUCCUCGGGCAGCAGAAGAAGGAGCUGGCCGCCCUGCUGGAGGCACAGAAGCGAACCUACAAACUUCGGAAGGAGCAGCUGAAGGAGGAGCUCCAGGAGAACCCCAGCACGCCCAAGCGGGAGAAGGCUGAGUGGCUUUUGCGGCAGAAGGAGCAGCUGCAGCAGUGCCAGGCGGAGGAGGAGGCUGGACUGCUGCGGCGGCAGCGCCAGUACUUUGAGCUGCAGUGUCGUCAGUACAAGCGCAAGAUGCUGCUGGCUCGUCACAGCCUGGACCAGGACCUGCUUCGAGAGGACUUGAACAAGAAACAGACACAGAAGGACUUGGAGUGUGCAUUGCUGCUACGGCAGCAUGAGGCCACACGGGAGCUGGAGCUACGGCAGCUCCAGGCUGUACAGCGCACACGGGCUGAGCUCACCCGCCUGCAGCACCAGACGGAGCUGGGCAACCAGCUGGAGUACAAUAAGCGGCGUGAGCAAGAGUUGCGGCAGAAGCAUGCAGCCCAGGUUCGCCAGCAGCCCAAGAGCCUCAAAGUACGUGCAGGCCAGCGUCCCCUGGGCCUCCCGCUCCCCAUUCCUGGGGCUCUGGGACCACCUAACACAGGCACCCCUAGAGAAGAGCAGUCCUGCUCAUCUGGCCAGGAGGCAGACCAAAGAAUUCUGGGAGAGGAGGAGGAAGCAGUUCCAGAGAGAAGGAUUCUGGGGAAGGAAGGGGCUGCCUUGGAGCCAGAGGAGCAGAGGAUAUUGGGGGAAGAGUCAGGAACCCCGAGUCCCAGUCCACAGAAACAUAGGAGUUUGGUUGAUGAGGAAGUUUGGGGGCUACCUGAGCAGGAGAUAGAGGAGCUUAGAGUUCCAUCCCCGGCACCCCAGGAGAGGAGCAUUGUGGGCCAGGAGGCAUCUGGGGAAUGGAGGUUGUGGGGGAAGGAGGAUGGUAGCCUCUUGGAUGAGGAGUUUGAGCUUGGCUGGGUCCAAGGUCCAACACUGACCCCAGUCCCUGAGGAGGAGGAGGAAGAGGAGGAGGGUGCUCCAUUUAGGACCCCGAGGGAUCCUGGAGAUGGCUGUCCCUCACCAGACAUCCCCCCUGAACCCCCUCCAACACAGCUGAGGCCCAGCCCUACUAGCCAGCUCCCUGGACUCCUGUCCCAUGGCCUCUUGGCUGGACUCUCCUUUGCAGUGGGGUCCUCCUCUGGCCUCUUGCCCCUACUACUUCUGCUGCUGCUCCCACUGCUGGCGGCCCAGGGUGGGGGUGGCCUGCAGGCAGCCCUGCUGGCCCUUGAGGUGGGGCUGGUGGGCCUGGGGGCCUCCUACCUACUGCUUUGUACAGCUCUGCACCUGCCCCCCAGUCUAUUCCUACUCCUGGCUCAGGGCACCGCACUGGGGGCUGUCCUCAGUCUGAGCUGGCGCCGAGGUCUUAUGGGUGUCCCUCUGGGCCUUGGGGCUGCCUGGCUCCUAGCCUGGCCAGGCUUGGCUCUACCUCUGGCAGCUGUGGCAGCUGGGGGCAAAUGGGUGCGGCAGCAGGGUCCUCGGAUGCGCCGGGGCAUCUCUCGACUCUGGUUGCGUGCUCUGCUGCGUCUGUCGCCCAUGGCCUUCAGGGCCCUACAGGGCUGUGGGGCCGUGGGGGAUCGGGGCCUAUUUGCACUCUACCCCAAGACCAACAAGGAUGGCUUCCGCAGCCGUCUGCCUGUCCCUGGGCCCCGGCGGGGUAAUCCUCGCACUGCCCGACACCCACUAGUCCUGUUGGCAAGGUUUUGGGCCCUGUGCAAGGGCUGGAACUGGCGCCUGGCACGGGCCAGCCAAGGUUUAGCCACCCGCUUGCCCCCCUGGGCCAUCCACACACUGGCCAGUUGGGGCCUGCUUCGGGGUGAGCGGCCCAGCCGUAUCCCCCGGCUGCUACCACGCAGCCAGCGCCGGCUAGGCCCCCCUGCCUCCCACCAACCACCACCAGAGACUCUAGCUGGGCGGAGAUCCCGAACCCGCCAGUCCCGGGCCCUGCCUCCCUGGAGGUAACCAACUCUAGCUCCUCCCCAGCCCAAAUCUAGAGCAUUGAGCACUUUAUCUCCCACUACUCAGUGAAGUUUCUCCAGUCCCAGUCCUCUCCUCCCUUUCACCACUCCUUCCUCGGUAUGCUUCCCCACCUCUAGCCCUUUGGGCCUCUAGACAGGCAGCCUCCUCCACCGUGGAGUCUGGAGAUUAUAUUUUGUGUUCUCCUGAUGCUCCCCCCACACCCUAAGUUAUUGCUGUUCUCCCACUGUGUGUGCUCAUCCUCACCCUCAUCGACUCAGGCCUGGGGCCAGGGGUGGCAGUGGGUGGGAAGAGUCAUGUUUUUUUUUUUCUCUCUUUGAUUUUGUUUUUCUGUCUCCCUUCCAACCUGUCCCCUUUCCCCCACCAAAAAAAGAAAAAGACAAACACAAAUAAAAUAUCUGAGCGGAACUGUACCUUUGGCCCAGGCUGCCUCUGUCUGCUUUGUCCUGCCGCCUAGCCUCCCUGGUAUG
Kogia breviceps (pygmy sperm whale) is the source of this 4798-nucleotide messenger RNA. It is a transcript of the gene TAOK2, whose product is annotated as TAO kinase 2. The record is from RefSeq and is a predicted model, not a curated record. Gene Ontology annotation, biological process: protein phosphorylation. Gene Ontology annotation, cellular component: cytoplasm. Gene Ontology annotation, molecular function: ATP binding; protein serine/threonine kinase activity. Lineage: Eukaryota; Metazoa; Chordata; Mammalia; Artiodactyla; Physeteridae.